This is a messenger RNA of Penicillium odoratum, 933 nucleotides long. Its product is annotated as phosphatidylserine decarboxylase family protein. Gene Ontology annotation, biological process: phosphatidylethanolamine biosynthetic process. Bases 1 to 933 code for a protein of 310 amino acids. Gene Ontology annotation, cellular component: mitochondrion. The record is from RefSeq and is a predicted model, not a curated record. The transcript has 2 exons. NCBI's taxonomy places the organism in Eukaryota, Fungi, Ascomycota, Eurotiomycetes, Eurotiales, Aspergillaceae. Gene Ontology annotation, molecular function: phosphatidylserine decarboxylase activity.
AUGCUACAAUUUCUGAACUACGUAAUCACCCACGGCCCUCCUUGGAGUGCCAAAGGUCUCCAUGUUGGCCUCCCAAUCGGAACGAUCUUCUUUUUGGACUAUGCUCAAACAGCCGUUGGCUUUGCGACAUUUCUUGACCCGGAUGUGAAUUCAAUGAUCAAGCAUGUACUAAAUGCAUGGGCCGAUUUUUUACAGUCUAAAUCCUCAGCCGCUGUACUUGAUGCUUCUGCCAGUGGCUGGUUCAGCAGUCCAGCUCUUGCUGCAUUGACGAGUGCUGCAAAUAUCGGUGGAACCACCUACACGUUUGACGAGAUGUUUGUUUGCGAUCCAUCUGCGCCAUACCAUGGCUUCCAAUCCUGGGACGCCUUCUUUACACGAACUUUCAGGGAAGACAUCCGCACUGUGGCUUUUCCAGACGAUAAUAGUAUCAUUGUCAAUGCAUGUGAAUCCCAGCCCACUGCACUAGUCAAGGGCGUGAAAGCACGGGAUAGUUUCUGGAUCAAAGGACAGUCCUAUUCUUUGUCUGAUAUGAUUGGCCAGAAUUAUUCUAAUCAUUUUGUUGGGGGUACUGUCUACCAGGGCUUCCUGAGUGCCUUCAGCUAUCACCGUUGGCAUGCUCCUGUAUCUGGCAAAAUCGUCAAAACCUAUACUAUCAACGGGACAUAUUCUUCGGCGCCACUGAGCACUGAUGGCAGUCCAUCAACCUGGGCUGAUUACCCAGCAUAUAACACGGCUACGUCGACACGGGCCGUAAUACUUAUUGAAGCCGAUAACCCAGCAAUUGGUCUGAUGACUUUUCUUGCGGUUGGACAGGCUGAAGUCUCGACGUGUGAAAUCACUGUCAAGGAAGGGGUAUAUGUGAAAAAGGGAGACCAGCUCGGAAGUAAAGGAAAUAUGGCUGUCAGGAGUCAGCUGGGGACUGUGAUGCCCUAG